Anguilla anguilla (European eel) is the source of this 1825-nucleotide messenger RNA. RefSeq names its product pleiotrophin (gene ptn). Gene Ontology annotation, molecular function: growth factor activity. The record is from RefSeq and is a predicted model, not a curated record. The transcript has 5 exons. NCBI's taxonomy places the organism in Eukaryota, Metazoa, Chordata, Actinopteri, Anguilliformes, Anguillidae. Bases 229 to 711 code for a protein of 160 amino acids.
GUCUUCACCACACACACACACGCACACACAUACACACAAAACAGACACUGUGCACCCAGCCCCGUGGAACAGCACGGCAGACAGAGAGCAAGAGGCUAAGAGAGAGUGAGUGAUACUGGGACUGUAAGAGAAACUGCAACAGAGGUGGCUUCUGAAGGAAGAUAGAGACAGACGAGAGAAGAGAACUACUGCAAGUGCGGAAUCACUUCUGGACUCCCUUGCCCAGACAUGCACAACCAACAGCACUGGAUGGUGGCGGUGGCGAUGGCCUCCUUGGUCCUGACGGCAGCUGCCAUCGAAGGGGGAAAAGCCGAGAAAGGAAAGAAAGAGCGGAAGUCGGACUGCGGGGAGUGGCAGUGGAGUGUGUGCGUGGCCAACAUCGGAGACUGUGGCCUGGGCACGCGAGAGGGAACAAGGCCGGGCAACGACUGCAAGCAGACUAUCAAGACCCAGCGCUGCAAGAUCCCCUGCAACUGGAAGAAACAGUUUGGAGGAGAGUGCAAGUAUGACUUCCAAACUUGGGGCGAGUGCGACAUGGCUACAGGCAAGAAGAACCGCACUGGGGUCCUGAAGAAGGCCCUGAUGGAUGCCAGCUGCCCCGGUACUGUCACCGCGAGCAAGUCCUGCGGAAAGAUCACCAAGACUAAGCUGCCAGAUGUGAAGAAGCCGAAGCGGGAGGGUAAGAAGAAGGAACGCGCUCCGAUGGCCUAGCGCGGGGUCGUGUCCAGAGGCCGAGGUCGGGAGUGCACACUAAGCCCCGCCUCUCCCCCCUCCCCUCUCUCCUCUCUCUCCACCUUUAGGUCCUCGGCCCAGCGUGGGAGGAGCUACUAUAGCAGCUGUCCAACAGCCGAGCUGAGGAAUUAUAAACAAAAGAUUAUGAUUUUUCUUCCUCUCCUAACCUCUGGUAGACAAUGGCCAUAGCUUUUGUAUACUGUAGGGGCUUUAAUUCUUGAUAAUAUACGGAACAGAAAGGGAAUUUUUCCUCUAUAAUACAAUCAUUAUUUUGCGAUGGUACGUUGUGAAUUUAACCCUUGUUUUGUUCAUCCUGCUUGUUAUAACUUUUGAUUUUUUCGAUUACCUAUUACUGUUAAGUAAAUCUUAAAGAUGAAAAAAGAUUUUUAUUCUCAAUUGUACCUUGUACUGUACCCAUCUAAACUAUGAGGGUGUUUCUGAUACUCAGGAGUUCAACCUGUUUUAAGCUUGUAACUAGCUUGUCCCAAAUGCCACUGUAUCCAACAGAUUUGGCCAUGACACAACCAAUUUGAUUUAAAAAUACAGAAUACCAGAUGACCUACUGAUGUCAGUUCUAUAUAGCCUUUUCAAGAUGUUUCAGUUUCUCUAUCUUUUCUGGAUUAAGACAACUGAUCUAGAUGAAAGCAAGCCUGCUGUCUUUGAUUUGACAAACUCAGAAUCUCCUAUAAAAAUCACAGUGCAACUUAAGGAUCUCAGAACAAUUUGCAGAACAAAAUCUAAUAUUUUUCUAAAUAACACUAGUUAGGGAAUCUGUCGAGUAUGUUGAUUUGAUUCUCACACAUAUCUCUAAAUCUUCACAACUUUGUUAAAUUAUAAGGAGUAGCACAUUGCUGUGCCCAGUAAUAAGUAGGUUAACUUGAAUUACCCUUUUACAUUAUGGAUCCUUUCUUUGCCCAUUGAAGUACAGUAUGUACAGUGCGUGGCUUUCUGGGGUUUAUUUCCUCUUUAUCAAAUCAUUUCAUUUUCUAAAAUAAAGUUGGAGUUGAAAGCCACAGUCCACAGUUUGUGAAUCUUCUUUCUUAAAUAUUUCUGGCAUGAUCAUUUGUGAAUAAAAUGUUUUAACAAACACCAA